AUGGUCCGUUUAACCGCUGAUCUGAUCCUCGAGUCGCCGCAGUAUUUCAACGCGGUGCGAGAACGAGAAAUUGAUCUGAGAGGGAAUAAGAUCGCAGUCAUUGAGAAUCUCGGAGCCACAGAGGACCUGUUUGACAGCAUCGACCUGUCAGACAACGAGAUUGUGAAGCUGGAGGGGUUCCCGCUGCUGCGGCGGCUCUCCACGCUGCUGCUCUGCAACAACCGCAUCACCCGCAUCAGCCCCCAGCUAGGUACCCAACUCCCCAAGCUGCAAACUCUAGUUCUCGCCAACAACCGUCUCACCAACUUGGCAGAUCUAGAUCCGCUUGCGUCCCUCGCCCACUCGCUCACCUCGCUCUCUCUCCUCGACAACACUGUUGUCAAGAAGCCCAAGUACCGCCUCUACGCCAUCCACCUGCUGCCCAACCUGCGUCUGCUCGACUUCCGAAAGGUCAAGCUGAAGGUGUGUUGGCUUGUGUAUGCCUCCCUCCCCCUCUCCCAUUUCUACCCCUCCCUCACCUCGCUCUCUCUCCUCGACAACACCGUCGUCAAGAAGCCCAAGUACCGCCUCUACGCCAUCCACCUGCUGCCGAAACUGCGUCUCCUCGACUUUCGCAAAGUCAAGCUGAAGGAGAGGCAGGAGGCGGAGGCAACAUUUGGAAAGGACAGAGCAGCAGCAGCUGCGGCCAAGCACGUAUCAGCCAACACGUUUCUCCCUCCCUCCCCUCCCUCCCCUCCCUCCCCUCCCUCCCCUCCCUCCCCUCCCUCCCCUCCCUUCCCUCCCCCCCACCUGCAGGAGAGACAGGAGGCAGAGGCGACAUUAGGAAAGGACAGAGCAGCAGCGGCAGCAGCCAAGCACAUAUCAGCCAACACGCAAGAAGGCGAGGCAACUUUCGGAAAGGACAGAGCAGCAGCAGCGGCUAAGCGCGUAUCAACCAACACGUUCGUGCUUCUCCUCCUUCCUUCCCUCCCUCGCUUCCCUCCAUCCCUCCCCUCCCUCCCCUCCCUCCCCUCCCUCCCUCCCGUCUCUCCCCUCCUUCCCUCCCUUCCCUCCCUCCCCUCCCUUCCCCCCCUCCCACCCUUCCCUCCCUACCCUCCGCUCCCUCAGGAGAGGCAAGAGGCAGAGGCAACAUUCGGAAAGGACAGAGCAGCAGCAGAGGCGGCCAAGCGUGUGUCAGCCAACACAUUUGUGCCUGGCGAGGCACUUGCAGAAGCAGGGGGAGCUGGAGGGGGAGGGGAAGGAGCAGCUGGUGGUGCUGGUGAUGGUGGGAAGGAAGGAGGGGAGGGGGCGGGGGCGGGUGCUGCUGCAGCAGCAGCGAAAGGGCCGACACCAGAGCAGAUCACUGCUAUCAAGGUGAUUGAUUACAAGUUCCAUCCAUGCGUAAAGGUGAAGGUUCUCAUGGCGAACAAUAUAUGCUAUAGCUGA
Molecule: messenger RNA, 1425 nt
Organism: Closterium sp. Naga37s-1
Lineage: Eukaryota; Viridiplantae; Streptophyta; Zygnematophyceae; Desmidiales; Closteriaceae
Source: the annotation of a GenBank genome assembly